Archocentrus centrarchus (flier cichlid) is the source of this 1768-nucleotide messenger RNA. It is a transcript of the gene tmem119b, whose product is annotated as transmembrane protein 119b. The record is from RefSeq and is a predicted model, not a curated record. Bases 250 to 1101 code for a protein of 283 amino acids. The transcript has 2 exons. NCBI's taxonomy places the organism in Eukaryota, Metazoa, Chordata, Actinopteri, Cichliformes, Cichlidae. Gene Ontology annotation, biological process: positive regulation of osteoblast proliferation; ossification; positive regulation of osteoblast differentiation. Gene Ontology annotation, cellular component: plasma membrane.
GCUCAGACGAUCUCAAGGAAACUGAAGGGGGAGGAGAACAGUGCAGAGGCAGAAGGAGGGAUUUCUCCUCAUGGUUAAUGGCAUCUCUUUUUUUGCAAUAUCCAGACAAACCUCCACACUGAAACCUGAAACUUGCAGAGGUGGCGUGCUUUACCGAGCACUCGCCGCUCUUUCUGUGCUAAGUUCACUUUUUCCGGACUCAUCCUCCUCCUGAGGACAUUUCAGCAGACGGCUCUUCUUCUGCAGUGAAUGAUGCUGCUCCAGAUGGCCCGUCAUCAGAUUGGUCUGUGUUUGGUGCUUUGCAUCAGCAGCAGCCUGGCCACACCUUUGCCUUCCUACAUUACUCUGGAGGGAAGUACAGAUGAGGAAGAACUCAGUAACUUCAGUUUCUCUCUGCCCAUUACCAAUCUCUCCACUGAGUACCAAACUGCAUCUGUCAACACAGCCCAUGAGAAAAAUGACUUUCUGAAUCAGCUUGUGAACUUUCUCCAGGAGAACAUGCUCCUCAUCCUUGUUGCUGCCACUCUCAUCCUUCUCAUCUUCCUCAUCAUCUGCGGGGCAGUUUUCAUGAGCCACAGGCGCAAAGUCAAUGCCUACUACCCUUCCUCCUUCCCCUCAAAAAUGUAUGUGGACCAUAGAGACAAAACUGGAGGCACUAAACCCUUUAAUGAAGUUCAAGAAAAAGCUGCUCCGGGGCAGGAAAGUGAGCCAGUGGACUCUCACAAGCAGCUCCAGGCUGACAUUAUGAGGGCUGCCAAGAGCCUGCGCACUCCAAAUAAAUCUGUUGACACUGCAGAGAGAAGUGAUCCAAGUCAGACAGCAGCAGACCACGGUCCCGAGGACAGCUCUAAACCAGAUGGCAGCAUCCUAGACCAGCAGCUCCCGAUUCUCCCUGAGGAAAAGGAGCCUGGUGAGCUUUCCGACAGUGAGGUCGACGCCACAGCAGGAAGCUCAGAGCUGAGUCCUCCUGAGGGGCCUCAUUUGGAGGAAGGUGAUUCACAACAGCCUUUGACGGGCAGGAGUCUUCGACCCUCCUCUCUGCACAUUCACAAUGACUCUGCUACACUUCAGCUCAUCGCAGGAGAGAAAACCGCCUUCUAACAAAAAAAAAACUUUAAAGAUUUCUGCAGGUUUAUUGGAGGAAAUGCAGAGAACUUACUAAAUACAGUUUUGCAGGCAGAUACAUGACAUACUCCUUAUUCACCUUUGUAAAAGUUUCACGGUACAAAAAUAUUAUAGUGGUUUGUGUUACCUGAGGAUCUCUGAAAUUUUACUAAAGUGUGGUUGUCUACAUCUCUGCAUAUGGGUUACUGCUGUUAGCAGUGUGGUUACAAUUACUCUGCACUUUUGUGCAAAAAACUGAGCACUAUGAUUCAGUUUAGUCUUUGAAUGUUUAAUACACAACUAUUAUGCUUUCCCUCAUUUUCUGUCACAUAUAUACUGUUACAGUGGGGUGAAUUUUCAUAUUAAACAUGUCCAAAUUUUUAAAUAAAGAGGUCAGCAUAUGUACACGUAAUAACUCUGAAGCAAAACAUCGUCACUGUGUGAUGUCAGGGAGGCAGAUAUUCCUAACAUGGUUGGGUUAGGCACACAUUUCUGGAUGUGUGCACCGAAUCCCACUCUCAUCCUGCUGUUCAAACCUUCAUUUGUGUCAGAGAGCCAAUCAGAAGAAAGCUGUCUCAAAAGGUGUCGUCUCUAUCAGAAAAAGAGCUAAACUGGCUUGUUUGUAUUGAGAUGUAUUGAAAUGCUGUUUAAAAAAAAAAAAAAA